CAGUCCGCUAGUUCCCUUCUAGAUACAUACACAAGUUUUUGUUUUGAGGUAUUGAUAAUGGCUGUAAAGGAACUGACUAUACUUGUGGUGUGUUCUUUGAUUGUCUGUACUGGGAGUGAAAUCUUCACUUCAACAGAUAAAAUUUCACAUCUUUUUGAGGAGGAGAAAUUCCUUCUGGAUGCCUUCAGUUUGUACAUUGAUGCUGAAGAAGAAAUUGUAAAGAAAAUGAAGAGAGAUCUUCUCCUUCUUCAACUGGGCACAUACUCAGACCCUGUGGACCCUGAGCAAAUAAAAGACCCCGUGGCAGCUUUCAUCCUCCUUAUACGACUGAGAUCUGAAUGGAUGAGCAUCGAAAAAUACACCUCGAGGAGUCUUUCUGAAUACAACGUGUAUCAGACAGUGCUGGAAUAUGCAGAGAUCCCACAGGUAGAGGAUUUGCAGGGUGCAGCUUUAGGACUGAUCAGUCUGCAAGAGCUCUACAAACUCUACCCACACAACAUCACAAAGGAAACAUCUUUAAAUGCAGAUCAAGCCUACUUUGUUGGGUUUGUGGCUUAUAACGAAAACAAAUUCCAGCAUGCCUUUCUCUGGUUUCUGUACAGUCUGGGCAGAUUAGCAGAAUACUCAACCGUUACUGAGAAAGAGUUGCUCCAUUACCUUAGUGACUCAGCCUAUCAUUUUGGCAGCCUGCCUGUGGCAAUCUACUUCAGCCAACAGCUUUUCAGUCUGGACCCAACUAACGAAGAAGUCAAAGUUCAGCUGGACCUGUAUAGAUUCCUUCGCUACCAGAAAACAUCAAACAAAGACAUAUUCACUCUGAUCAAUGAGUCAAGUAACUCCUAUGAGGCACUGUGUAGAGGAGAGGUUGAUGAGAGGACCUCCAAGAGGCAGAUGGCGCUGUCCUGUAGGUACAGCACAGGUGGAGGAAACCCCAGACUGAUGUAUGCACCAGUGAAAGAGGAAGUGGAGUGGGACGAGCCUCGAAUCAUCAGAUAUCAUGACAUUAUUUCAGACAGAGAGAUAGAGAUCCUGAAGAAUAUCUCCAGACCUCUACUUUCUAGGUCUGAGACUAUAGGGGGAGUGACAAAUAUCCGUACUUCUCAAAGUGUUGUCCUAGAUGAAGGUCACCCAGUGGUUGCUCGUGUCAAUCAGAGGAUUGCAGAUAUCACAGGACUCUCCAUGAAAUCAGCUGAACACCUGCAUGUUCAGAAUUAUGGCAUUGGUGGCAAAUAUGAACCACAUUAUGAUGAAUUGUAUACUGAGAAUGGGAGGAUUGCUACGUUCUUAAUUUAUAUGAGUGAUGUGGAGAUAGGGGGCUCUACUGUGUUCCCUAAAGUUGGAGUUGCAUUGAAGCCAAAAAAAGGUUCAGCCGUGUUAUGGUACAACCUCCGCAAGAAUGGAAAUGUGGAUUUGAAUACAGAGCAUGCUGGAUGCCCUGUGUUAAGGGGAAACAAAUGGGUGGCUAAUAAAUGGAUCCAUGAGUAUGGACAGGAGUUCAGAAGACCCUGUUCUUUGUCAUACUUGAGGUGAAAAAACCAUGUAGAAAUCAUAUUAAGCGUAUCUGUACUAUAGUAUCUGUUACAUUUAUCAUGUAUCAUAUAAUUUUUGUAUAGAAUCUGUAUAAUUUAUACUGUAUUAAAUUUAACUGUGAUUUAUUACUGUUUAUGUGCCAGUAAUGUUAAUAAUAAUUGUAAUAUAUAAUUAAAAAGUGCAAUAAUUGCAAGAGAGUAAAGUAAAGUUUUAAUAAGAUAUCAAUGGAUAAUCACUUUACCUGAAUGGAUCAAUCGUAGCAGCCAGUAAAUAUUCCUGUAAAUGAGACGCUACUGUGUUCUGCGCAGUUGUAUUUAAAGCUGUUUCCGCUUCAGUCUGUGUUGGAAUGACAAUUUAUAUGUUUUACAAGUUUUGUGGUAUGCAGUUGUGUAAUGUGUUGUGCUGGUAGGCAGUAUGUUUGUAUAUGAAGUAUGUAUGUAUGUAUAUGAACUGAGUUUUUUGUGUGUGAACAUGCAGAGAACAAGCCCGUCAACAUACCUAAACAUCACAUGAGAUGUAACUCUCACAGCAACACACAGUAAACCAAGGAUAAUCAUUUUGCAAGAUUUUAAAGAAUAUAACUGUGAAUAAAUCAAUAAAUUAACCCUAUUUAAGGA
Messenger RNA from Cyprinus carpio (common carp), 2147 nucleotides. Its product is annotated as prolyl 4-hydroxylase subunit alpha-1-like. NCBI's taxonomy places the organism in Eukaryota, Metazoa, Chordata, Actinopteri, Cypriniformes, Cyprinidae. The record is from RefSeq and is a predicted model, not a curated record. Gene Ontology annotation, biological process: peptidyl-proline hydroxylation to 4-hydroxy-L-proline. Gene Ontology annotation, cellular component: endoplasmic reticulum. Gene Ontology annotation, molecular function: procollagen-proline 4-dioxygenase activity; iron ion binding; L-ascorbic acid binding.